Molecule: messenger RNA, 957 nt
Organism: Hylaeus volcanicus
Lineage: Eukaryota; Metazoa; Arthropoda; Insecta; Hymenoptera; Colletidae
Exons: 3
Coding region: 332-652 (106 amino acids)
Source: RefSeq, a predicted model, not a curated record
GCACGCGCCAGCCAACUGCGCCAUGGAGAAGGAAGUACAUGCCUUCGACGUGCAAUCGUUCAUUGAAGAAAUCAAGAAAUGUCCAGCCCUCUGGGAUUUCUCUCACCCUAACUACACUGACAUCAAGAGAAAAAAAGAAUAUUGGAAGCAAAUAUACUCGAAAGUCGAGCGCAGCUACGAAAUUAUGUAACAGAAAGAGAAAAUUGCAGUUGGUAACGAUAUUCGUAAGAGAUGGAAAAAUAUACGGCAGAGUUUCAGACGAGAACUGGCUAGGAGAAAGGCGGUCGUGUGCGGCGAAAGCAAGAACUGGACAACGUACAAGUACUUCGACAUGCUGACGUUUCUGACACCAGUAAUGGCCGACACUCCGAUAACGGACUCCGUUUCGAAAGAAGGCGACGGAGUCGAAGAAGAGGAGCCCGAGAGCGAGCAAGAUGAUGUACAAGUGCACCCUGAAGCGUCACAGCCAGGGUCUUCUGAAUGUGAAAGAGCCGAAAAGAAAGUCAUCGAAGGUCGCUCGAGGAAAGAACAAACACCGUGUGAGCCAUCGUCCCCGAAAUCACCUGAACGUCAGGAGGUCAAGAGAAAAGCUGUCGAUGACGAUCUUCAUAUAAGAGAACUUAGUCGGGCUGUGAUACAAACACUCGCCUAGAGACGUGGUGCAGAGGCGGAAGAACACGACGACGAUAAACAUUUUUUACUAUCCCUUUUGAACGCAACGAGAUCGGUUCCCAAUCACACGAAGCUAGCGAUGCGGACAGAGAUGACGCAAAUCGUUUCGAAAUAUUGCAACAUGUGUACACUUAUUACUCAACCCCAACAUCCUCCAGUAUAGUUAUUUAGUCCUCUAACGUGGUGAUUUUCUGCUGUUAAAAUCAAUUUUUUCUCAGGUAUAGGAUAGCUCCUUGCAACCUGACAAAAGAUAUCAUCUAGCUGUUGUACCGAGUCGACAUUCUG